Melopsittacus undulatus (budgerigar) is the source of this 4999-nucleotide messenger RNA. It is a transcript of the gene TADA2B, whose product is annotated as transcriptional adaptor 2B. The coding region runs from base 1 to 1263 and encodes 420 amino acids. Gene Ontology annotation, molecular function: transcription coactivator activity; chromatin binding; zinc ion binding. The transcript has 2 exons. Lineage: Eukaryota; Metazoa; Chordata; Aves; Psittaciformes; Psittaculidae. The record is from RefSeq and is a predicted model, not a curated record. Gene Ontology annotation, biological process: regulation of transcription by RNA polymerase II; chromatin remodeling. Gene Ontology annotation, cellular component: nucleus; SAGA-type complex.
AUGGCGGAACUGGGGAAGAAGUACUGCGUGUACUGCCUGGCUGAGGUGAGCCCGCUGCGCUUCCGCUGCACCGAGUGCGCCGACAUCGAGCUCUGCCCCGACUGCUUCUCGGCGGGCGCCGAGAUCGGCCCGCACCGCCGAUGGCACGGCUACCAGCUCGUCGACGGCGGCCGCUUCACCCUCUGGGGCGCCGAGGCCGAGGGCGGCUGGAGCAGCCGGGAGGAGCAGCUGCUGCUGGACGCCAUCGAGCAGUUCGGCUUUGGCAACUGGGAGGACAUGGCUACUCAUGUGGGAGCAUCCCGAACACCCCAGGAGGUGAUGGAGCACUAUGUGAGCAUGUACAUUCAUGGCAACCUGGGAAAAGCCUGCAUCCCUGACACGAUCCCGAACCGAGUGACGGAUCACACGUGUCCCAGCGGGGGGCCGCUGUCCCCCAGCCUGACCACACCGCUGCCACCACUGGACAUAACUGUGGCAGAGCAGCAGCAGCUCGGGUACAUGCCGCUGCGGGAUGACUACGAGAUCGAAUACGAUCAGGAUGCGGAGACCCUCAUCAGCGGCCUCUCGGUGAACUACGACGAUGACGAUGUGGAGAUAGAGUUGAAAAGAGCUCAUGUAGACAUGUACGUGAGGAAGCUCAAGGAGAGGCAGCGGCGGAAGAACAUUGCACGAGACUAUAACUUGGUACCGGCCUUUCUGGGGAAGGAUAAAAAGGACAAGGAGAAAGCUCCCAAACGAAAGAUCACUAAAGAGGAGAAGGAGCUGAGGCUGAAACUGAGGCCUCUGUACCAGUUCAUGUCUUGUAAGGAGUUUGAAGACUUCUUUGAGAACAUGCACAAGGAGAGGAUACUCCGAGCAAAGAUUCGGGAGCUGCAGCGGUACCGUCGGAAUGGGAUCACCAAAAUGGAAGAGUCGGCAGAAUAUGAGGCAGCCAGGCAUAAACGGGAAAAGAGGAAGGAGAACAAAAACAUAGCGAGCUCAAAGAGAGGGAAGGAAGAUGGAAAAGAGGGUGAAUUUGCUGCCAUUGAAAACCUGCCUGGCUUUGAACUCUUAUCAGACAGGGAAAAGGUGCUCUGCAGCUCUCUAAAUCUGAGUCCUGCACGUUAUGUGACUGUAAAAACUAUAAUCAUUAAAGACCAUCUUCAAAAAAGACAAGGAAUUCCUUCCAAGAGUCGCCUUCCCAGUUACUUAGACAAGGUACUGAAGAAAAGGAUUUUAAACUUUCUAACAGAAAGUGGUUGGAUAUCUAGGGACGCUUCCUGAAACUCAGCUGAUCUGAAAGUACACAGCAGAGACACAUUAGAGCCUCAAGGACUCCGUUAGUUUUUCCUUCCCUCCCCAGAGAUACAGAAAUCACGUCACUUAAAAUUAACAGCAACAGAAAUGCGAAUGCAUAAACCCCCUCAGUAUUCGUGAUCCAUGGUUCAAAUGGACUUUUGCUUUGGAUCAUGGAAAUAAUUGUGAAACUUCUGCAUUGGAUUUCACUGCUUUUGGUACAUUAUUCAGUCAGAUUUCUUUCACGUGAACUUACUCAAUUCCAGUAGUCUCAGAGUAGUUACUUACUCCCUGCUGCUGGAUAAAUGAGUAUCGGUGUAAUCCUUACUUUCGUUUGAAGGUGGGAGAUAGUUUCAUUUGCUGGAAACUGUCUUCUCCCUUUGUUGUCUUUUUUGGUGUAAUGCUGGCAGGAAAGUGAAGCUUCCAAAUGUGCUUCCAGGUGACCAGUGCUAAGCUUUCAGAACAUUCUCCUUAGUAACUACAGCCAAGCCUGGGACAGUGGGUGAGUUUCUGUCAGGAAUGCAGCAGGCAUGAGAAAAGGCAGUGAGUGGAGGGGAAGAAAUGCAGUAGGUGAGAUGCCUUCAGGUACUUGUGCUGUGGAAAGGGUUCUUGAAGAGCUGCCUUUGUUCCCAGUUGAUCCAGACGCAGCUUUGACAUUGAGGUUUGAAUGAAACAGACCCCACUGAAGCUUUGAUGUUCACUAAUGAAUAGCAAAGUUGCAGGAGUAUGAGCAGCUGUGGUGCUGUGUGGGGUCAGUACCACUGUCAAGGGGCUGAUUUGGGCCAGAAAUGGGUUUUGGAAAGAUGGGGAGUGAGUCGUUUGUCAGUAGGUGGGAGCCUCAGGCAACAGAAUCACCAUUCCCUCUUGCUGGAGGAGCCUACUCCUCAUUCAGUGCCUGUAACUUCUGAGCUUUUAUGGGCUGGGGAGGUGUAGCUGCUACCUCCUCCUGAACUUUGGGAGGUACAAGGAAAGGGAGUGAGUCUAAAAAGGUUAUCACUGAGACUGGGCUUUAAAACCCAAUGAGAGAAGUGACACAGAUGAGGUCAAAGCUCACAGCUUAUGUGCUCCUGAAGUGCAGAGCUGUAUUCAAGCCAUUACAGGGUUCUGAUUGCAUGUACCUUGAAACAUACCAGGCCAGACAUGUUGAAGUUACUGACAUGGCAGGAGAACUGUGAGUGCAGCCCACUCACAGUGAGAGUGAGAGUUCUCUGUGGUGAGAACAGUACACCUGGAGAGGUGACUUCCCCAACUCUUAACACUACAGUCUGAACUGGGUGCUUGCAACAGGCACCCUCUGGCCAGGUAUAACACUGCAAGUGAAAGACAUACCAGAUCCACAGCACUGGGUUAGUAGGAUCUACUAAAUUAGGGGGAAGAUGUUGAAGGACUAGAAAAGUUUUAUGCUUGUUUCAACCUUAAAUUCCCGUGCUGGUAUUUAACCAGAUGAAUAAAUACGGUGGUUGCCAUGUAGAAGACAGCACAGUGGUACUUGCCUAAGCCUCUCCACUAGUUGUGUCAAGAGCAGGAAGCUGGGACUAGAGGCCAGUUGGGCAGGUCUUCUGGAGUGCAAGAGUGCCAAAACAUGGAAUUUGACUGGCUCCAGAACAGGUGUGAGGAUUGGAAAGGUCAUCUUGCCUUGAUGCUUUGGGCUGUAGUCAGUGAGGAUACCACAAAAUCUUGAACCAGUAUUAAUUCUGCAACUUGGCAUAGGUGUACUGAUGGGAACUGGGGUUUAGGUAUCAUAUCCAGCAUUACCAGAAUAGUGUUACUAGUGAGGUUAGAAUAAAAGGGGUACAAUUACAAAGCCAGCAUUUCUAAGGAAGAGAAAACCAAAACUCUAGUGCCUUUUUCUUUUGAGCUUGUGAUGUUUGAUGUUCUGUCCCUUCAGAAAAAGUAAGGGCCAUGUCCUCUUGGAUGUAACACUUUGUUUGGCUUACCUGUAAAUGGCUCGUUGUGGAAUACUUGAGACAAAACCGUCUCUCUUUGGCAGCAGUGGAACUAACUGCAAUGUGCUGAGUAGCUCUAAGAAUCAUUUCAACCCUGUACACUGUACAAAAAGCACACAAGUUCGUAAGGUAUAAACCCUUGGUUAUUUUCUGCCCGACCCCUGCAGAAGGGAUGCUCAGCCUUUCUGGCAUUCUAGUUAUGCAAUCUGGUUCUUCCUGUACCUUGUUCCUGGACUGCCAUAACAUCCCAUUACUGCUAAUGUUCUGGAGCCUCAACUCUGCAUGUAGCUGGGAGUUUAAAAGCUAUUUUUUUUACUAUUAUUAUUUUCCUCAGAUCUGUGAUUUCUAUAUUUCUACGCUGUUGUGGCACAUCCAAGUGGAACCGAAGCAAUAGUCUAAAGCCCAUCUGAACAAUAACUUAAGACAGUAUCUAGGCACCAAUGAGUCAUUUAAAUGUUGAAGUGAACUCUGCAGUUACACUUUGUAGUUUCUUAAUGCCUCAGCCCCUCCAAAAUGUUUCAUUGGUGCUAGACGUAACUUAUUGAACAUCAAAAUGAAUGUAAAAAUAAAGUAUUUUUAAUGUAUGAAAUAUGGAUAUCAAUAUUUAUUUUAUACUUGCAAGCAAAUUUAAGGUGGUGAAUGUUUGCUUUAGCAAAUACUAGUCCCUUGGAAAGGGCUUCCCUAGAAGCAAUGUCUCAUUGUCAGCUAUGCUUUGAAUUUUUAAGGUGACUUGCACUAGAGGAUGCUGCUGUUCCAUGUUUUCACAUGGAACUGGUUUAGUCAAAGCAUUCCUUUGUUAUGAGCUGCUGGUUUUUUGUUUGUUUGUUUGUUAAGCUGAGAUGCAGUUAUGUUGAUCCUGCAGUUAACUAGAGCUAUACUGCUUCUCUUCUGUGGUGAAGGGGCUGAGCAAACACAUGGCAAAGAGCUCAACCUGUAUCUUGUCUUGAUCUGGAAAGUGCUUUCUGUACUGUACAAGUAACCUAGCCUUCAUGUUGCUAAUGAAAAGGUGUUUUAUAUGCUUAUGCUCUUGACUUUUCUAAUGGAAGAUACUACUAAUGAUAGCAUCUUUCCUGACAGCAUUGAUGUAAGCCUAUGAAAAACUGACACUCCAUAAGCUCUUCAAAAUACUGGUCUUCUGCUACUGAUAGAGGCAGCAAUAUGUCUGUUUUAAUGCUGUAUGUUUACUUUGAUCAGUCCAAUCACAGUGAUGUUUUACAGCAAUAUUUGCUUACCAGGUAACAAGGGAGCAUUAAUCUCCACUCUGCCAGUGCAGAAGGGUUUGUUAGAGAAUGUUCUGAAUACAAACCCUCCUGCCUUAUGUUUUGUUGCUGUCCCAGCAAGCAUUAAGAACAGCGUCAGUAGGUUUGCACGAGUCUUUGACCACAAACUGCCUUGUCAGUCACACAGACUAAGCACUCUGCCAUUAUUCUCUUGUGCGGUGGCUGCAUCAAGUUUCUUUGCAACCGUAAUGGACUUUUUUGGCCUUUCAGUUUACUCUCUUCUUGCAAAAUGUUUUUGCAUGUGCCCCAGUUGCUCUUAAGUGAUAUCACAUUAAAUACUGUGAAGGAAGGUACCUGGUGAGCAUGUUCAGCUCACUAGCUGCUUCCUUAAAGGGAAUGUUGCACUCAUUUGAAUGGUGUACUGGUAUAGCUGUGCCAGACACACAAAUGUCUGUGCUGAAGUCAUGUAAAACCUAACUGAUGUUGUGCACACUCAGCAUUUUACUAGGUUUUUGCAUUGUAUAUUGGUAAAUAAACUUGUAUUAAAGUUUCUUUCCA